Suillus subalutaceus is the source of this 456-nucleotide messenger RNA. RefSeq lists its product as uncharacterized. NCBI's taxonomy places the organism in Eukaryota, Fungi, Basidiomycota, Agaricomycetes, Boletales, Suillaceae. The transcript has 2 exons. The annotation marks the transcript as partial. The record is from RefSeq and is a predicted model, not a curated record.
AUGAAACUCUCUUAUCCUUGUUUAUCUGAAGCUAAUAACAAUGAUCUUGCACUCGCAGUCAGGAUAGCCCGACACUCUCCCUGUACUGCGUGUAAUUCUUGUCCUGGUUUGCGACCCCCAGCAAGCGUCGAGGUGGUUCUGAAUGAUGAUGUUCACCAAAAGUCUCUACUCGGCGAUCUAACACAAUACGGCUCCGACGAAGAGGAUGGCCCCACAUACAUUGAAACGUGUAUAUGUGGCCACAAUGUAGCAGACCACGGUAGUCAAUUAGCCGCCUUAGGACGGGAGGAAUUUUCUCGCAGGGCACGCCUUGCAGUUCGUCUUGAUGAACUUCUCCAAGAGGCAGGCAGGCAACUUGAUUUCAAUUAUGCAGAUGAAGACAUCGACUCCCUCAAGCAACAAAUGAAGCUUCCCGUCUCUAUGGUUAGCAUAGUGUCUCCUUCCAUUCGUACGUCA